This is a messenger RNA of Clupea harengus (Atlantic herring), 2000 nucleotides long. RefSeq lists its product as uncharacterized. Lineage: Eukaryota; Metazoa; Chordata; Actinopteri; Clupeiformes; Clupeidae. Gene Ontology annotation, cellular component: nucleus. Gene Ontology annotation, biological process: regulation of transcription by RNA polymerase II. The record is from RefSeq and is a predicted model, not a curated record. Gene Ontology annotation, molecular function: DNA-binding transcription factor activity, RNA polymerase II-specific.
CAUACUGUCAUUUAGGUUUAAGAUAGGUCUUUGCCAUUUUCGUCGGCAUAUUGAAAACACUUCCGCCCUUAAAAUGUAUCUGCGGGUAUAUCAAAGCAUUACGACUGCACCGAAAAAGGGGCGGGUAUUGUGUCAAAUAAGAGAUGCAUCGGCUACAGAACACACAGCAGCUGAAUACAGCGCAUCCAAUGGACAACAAUUGCGUGGAUAGGGGUUUGGAUUCGGUCUGUCUGAUGGUGAACGUAAAGGAUGAGGACGAGGAGGCUGUGAGUGUAGCCAGACAUCCCCAUUGGUCAUCUUUUACGUUCAUCAAGAAGGAGAACUAUGAGGAGGCGGGAAGAAGCUGCGAUUCACAUCCAGAUGCACAUACCAUUAAGGAUAGCCCAGACAGCCCUAGUGGAGUUAACAGGACGUGUAAGAAGAGGAAGAGGCGAAAGCGGGAGGAAGGGGACUGGCCCAGCUCUGUUGUGGAGGCUGAGGGCUCGGGCGUAGACGCGCUGUGGCGAUGCCGCCUGUGCCAGCACUGCUUCAGCUCUUCCUGGGAGCUGACAGGCCACUGCUGCAUGGGCAUUAUGGGUAGUGAGGGUGGCAAGGUGGGCACUGCUCCUGAGAGCAGCAGUUCAAAAGGGAUCGAAUUUUGUUGCCCUGUGUGUGGCGAUCGCUUCCUGAGGCCCACGGCGUUCAUCAUGCACAAACGGAGCCACGUGGGUCAGUCCCACUACGUGUGCGGCGUGUGCGGCCGCACCCUGAGAACCCUCCAGAAGUUAGCCGCUCACCGCCGGCUUCACACGCGAGCAGCAGUCUGCCGUCGCGAGGGCACAUCAGUCGCGGCUCAUCAGAAGGGCCAAAAGCAUGAGUCAGUAAACUCCGAUGGCAAGGGGGAGGAGACCAAAGAACCUGACAGCAGUGGGGAUGCUGUCCCCUCCUGUGCACAUCUGGCAGCCCAGGUUCUCCAGUCCCCCGAGUGCCUGCAGUGCUUCAUGACCUUCCGUGACGCGGAGACGGCAGAGAGGCACCUGCGCUUCAAGCACCCCGCCAAGUAUGAGCAGCAGAUCAGAGGCCACACCCUCUUCGCCUGCAGCGUCUGUGACCAGACCUUCCCCUCCUCGCGCCUGCUGUCCGCCCACCAGCGCACACACAGCGAAUGGUCACUGACCACAGCUGGCUCUGAGGACCCUUCACAGGACUGCACCCCAGACAGCAACGUGAACCUCAUGGCUGAUCGCCAUCAAGUAGAAGAAUGUCGCAAAAAUGGCAGCAUCUCCAUGAGUUGCAUCUACUGUCACAUUACUUUCACUGACCCUCGAACAUGGGAGCGUCACAUGACUGCUAAGCAUCCAGCAGCCCCGUCCAGUCUGGCUGCCCCAGGGACACCCCCCAGUUCCUGCAGCCCCCCAGCCAGAGCCUCCGGGGGGCAACAGAGACCCUACUGCUGUUUGACAUGUGGAGAGAGAUUCAUCCAGGAGAGCUCUCUUGCCAAGCAUUGUGAUGAAGCACACAUGCAAACUGAUACAACUGGAGACACAGACAUUGGUUAACAGACUACAGGUGCAAUAGUUUCCCUAACCAAUUGUCCUAACAGGAGUCCUAAAUUUCCCUCGGGAUUAAUAAAGUAUCCAUCUAUCUAUCUAUCGAUCUGAAAGGGCAUUGACACUUCUGAUUAAUUAAAAAAGAAUGAAUCCAUCUUUAAUCCAUCAUUUUAGGAAUACGAACAUAUGUAAAAGUACAGCUAUUGCUGUACAUUAGGCAUAUAGAAACGGGUUACAGGAAAGAAUAGGCUUUCAUUAUAUGUAUACUCAGAAUACAUAGCAUGACUCCUAUUACUCACAGUACAUUUUAUUGACAGAUUGCUGCAGCUUGUGCACAGUCUGAAAUAGGUCAGCACUGCAGAAGCCAUCUUGUUGAUUAGUUUGAAUCAUGACUGUUAAUGAUCGGGUUAAAUGACCUCACGGAAUGUCAAUUAUUGUGAUGUUGAACAGAUAUACAGAAUAUGUAAUUGU